Molecule: messenger RNA, 619 nt
Organism: Cynara cardunculus var. scolymus (artichoke)
Lineage: Eukaryota; Viridiplantae; Streptophyta; Magnoliopsida; Asterales; Asteraceae
Product: E3 ubiquitin-protein ligase ATL23
Exons: 1
Coding region: 70-459 (129 amino acids)
Source: RefSeq, a predicted model, not a curated record
CUCAUCACUAUCUUGAGAAACCUUAGCGUACGCCGUGGUGCGUACGGUACCCUUUCCCUUUUGGAAAAGAUGAUGGUUUCUUUGUUUCUCGCGCUGUUUCUACCGUGCGCCGGGAUGAGUGUGGUGUUCCUUGUGUAUAUGUGUUUGCUAUGGUACGCCGCACGUCACCUACCGGAAAUGACUUCUCCGGUGAAACCCACCGCCGGAAAUGGUCUUUCCGCGGCGGAGCUCGAGAAACUUCCGAGAACCACCGGAAAAGAACUCGGGUUGGGAACUGAAUGUUCGGUGUGUUUGGAGGAUAUCGAGGAGGAACAACCGGCGAGGGUGGUUCCGGGAUGUAACCAUGGGUUUCAUCUACAAUGCGCCGAUACUUGGCUCUCAAAAAAUCCGGUCUGUCCUGUUUGCCGGAAUAAACUUGAACCGGAGUUCUUUCAUCCUUCUGAAACUAAUCCCUGCUGAAUUUUUUUGAUGAAUGCCUCCAUCAAUCAUCACCCUUCGAAAUCUUUUUGAACAGUAAUUAUGAUUUCUGCCUUUUUUUUUAGUUUCUGAUAGCAUUCAAGAUUGUACAUGAUAUAAAAUAUGGAUGAAAUUGCUGUCAAUCUAUGGUUUCUUGAUCGUC